Molecule: messenger RNA, 408 nt
Organism: Knipowitschia caucasica
Lineage: Eukaryota; Metazoa; Chordata; Actinopteri; Gobiiformes; Gobiidae
Source: the annotation of a GenBank genome assembly
AUGGUAUCGAAACUGUCAGUUGUGGAUGUGACUCUCCUGAGAGAGGACAUAAAAAACGCACUGAACACACAAUUCCCUGAUUCAACAAUGGCUCAGGCUGUCAUCCUGCGGGUUUUAUUGGAAGCCCAUGAUGCUCGCAGACUGGAUUUACCCCAAGGAUUUCCUGAGACUGUGUCUGAACUGGAGUGUAUUGUCAGGGAGACAUUUGGGAUCACCCAAAGAUUUAGACAAGAGGUGGUGAAUGAAGAACCGCCGAUCAGAGAUUUCAUGGACCGAUGGCCGGCUCUGUUUGAUAUCAAACAGAUCAAUGAAGAGUUUAAGAGGAUUACAACAAUCAAUCUUGAGGCAACCUUCAUGGGAAGGCUGGACCGCUAUCUCCCAAAAAUGAUGGCCUUAUUUUCUUUCUGA